Molecule: messenger RNA, 1973 nt
Organism: Melanaphis sacchari
Lineage: Eukaryota; Metazoa; Arthropoda; Insecta; Hemiptera; Aphididae
Product: UDP-glucuronosyltransferase 2B18-like
Exons: 7
Coding region: 439-1944 (501 amino acids)
Molecular function (GO): UDP-glycosyltransferase activity
Source: RefSeq, a predicted model, not a curated record
UAAAUAUAUUGUAUCACAAUUUUUAUUUCAUAUUACAUAAUAUAUAUUAAACUAUUCAAAUAACAGAUUAUGGGGAGAAGAGGUAAUUACUAUUCUGAACCUACUUCAGUGGCUCAUUCAAAAAAUAUUCUGAACCUACUUAUUUAGUGCCUACUGCUUGCAAGGCCAUAGUUAUUUGAACUCAUAAUUAGCUGGAUAAAUUACAUAACCAAUUACCUUACAUAAAGGUAUACCGUGUACCUAUGAAAAAUCAAAUGUAAAUAGGAUGAUAUCAGUUCAACUUUAUGAAAAUCAAUAAAGAUUUAAUAGGUUCAUUGAUUAAGACUUGACGCUUUCCGGCUUUCGAGGAUAUCACAAUAAGGUAUCAGCAUCCAAUUUAUUCAAACAUGAAAUAUCUUUAAAUAGUUGUGGGUGAAUAAAGAAGUGGAGAAGAACAAAAUGAAGUUAAUAUCGUUCGUCGUUGUGGUUUUUUGUGCCUUAGUAAUUGCACAACAAACUUGGUCGUCGGAAAUUCUGGUCAUAUCCCCGACGACUGCUCAGAGUCAUUACCGUGUUGUUCAACCUCUAAUCUACAGCUUAUUGGAUCGCGGACAUAAAAUAUUGGCGAUCACGAAUUUCCCGGAUACUGUGGAAAGAACCAAUUUAUCACACAUCGACAUUUCCGGAUUGAAACCGCACUCGAAAUUGAAGACCACCAACUUCGGACCAAUUAAUUUUAUGUUACGUGUAAUUAAAAACGCCGACAUAUAUGCGUCUAUUAUCAAUCAUCCGCCAGUUGUGAAACUCCUACAGUCCGGUCGAAAAUUCGAUUUGGUGAUUGUCGAAUUUUUUACAUCAACACCAACAUUUGCACCGAUUGCUGCAGUUGUAGACGCACCGAUUAUUGGUUAUUGUCCAAUGAUCACAUUUCCGUGGAUACACGAUCUGAUGGGAAUGGAGACGACCAUGUCUUACAUGCCUUCUUACGCAAGUAGUUCCGGGGACCAUAUGUCAUUUUUCCAGCGAAUCAGAAAUACAAUUAAUUGGGUAUAUAUUGAUAUAAUGUUUCAAUUAAUUUACAACUUCAAAAUUAAGGACAUUAUCAAACAUCAUUAUGACAUACAAAUGGAAUCAGUUAUAAAAUCGUUGGCUAAUUUAAGUAUGAUUAUGACAAAUAACUAUCAUAGCGUGUUUCUACCCAGUCCCGCACUGCCAGGAAUUGUCGAGGUUGGCGGUAUUCAUGUAGUCGACGAAAAGCCUGUUCCGCAAGACCUGAACGAUUUUAUUAAUAAUGCAGAUUAUGGUGUGAUUUUAUUCAGUUUGGGCUCUGUUGUGUCAGAAGCAUCGUUGAGCGCGGACAAAUUGUACAACAUACUCGAUGCAUUCUCGAAACUUAAACAAAGAGUUAUUAUGAAAUUUGAUGCUGAAAAACUCAAAAUACAGUCACCAAUGAAUGUAAAAGUGGUCAAAUGGUUCCCACAGCGAGAUCUUUUAGCGCACCCAAAGGUAUUAUUAUUUAUAACACAUGCUGGUGCGAUGAGUGUAAUCGAAACAAUACACUGCGGUGUACCAGUAGUAGCUAUACCAAUAUUUGGCGAUCAAUUUUUUAAUACCCAUUUGUUGAUCGAAAAAGAAGUGGCUGUGGCUAUAGAAUACAAACAUUUGGAUAGUGAUCAACUUUUCAACGCUAUUAAUAAAGCAUUGACCGAAAAAUAUAUGAUUAACAUGAAAAAAUUACAACAAUUGUAUCAUGAUCGACCGCAUUCACCUCUCGAAACAGCAGUAUACUGGACUGAGUAUGUAAUAAGAAAUAAGAAUGAAUCGAAAGAAUUGUUAAAAAGCCAAAAGAUUCACUUAAAUUUUUAUCAAUCGUAUUUAAUUGAUGUAUUUACUGUUCUUCUCCUCCCACUUAUUAUAGCAAUGUACAUUAUACUGAGUGUAAUAAAAAAUUUAAGGAAGCAUUAAGUGAAUAAUUAUAUUAAUUGUUUUAAAAG